This is a messenger RNA of Neopsephotus bourkii (Bourke's parrot), 5658 nucleotides long. RefSeq names its product ASXL transcriptional regulator 1 (gene ASXL1). Bases 66 to 4592 code for a protein of 1508 amino acids. The record is from RefSeq and is a predicted model, not a curated record. The transcript is spliced from 12 exons. Gene Ontology annotation, biological process: positive regulation of transcription by RNA polymerase II; animal organ morphogenesis. Gene Ontology annotation, cellular component: PR-DUB complex. Gene Ontology annotation, molecular function: chromatin binding; DNA binding; peroxisome proliferator activated receptor binding. NCBI's taxonomy places the organism in Eukaryota, Metazoa, Chordata, Aves, Psittaciformes, Psittacidae.
GCCCUCCCGCCCGCGCGCGCCUAACGGUCCGCGCCCGCCGCGCCGCCGCCCCGCGCGGGAGGAGGAUGAAGGAGAUGAAGCAGCGGAGGAAGAAGGAGCGCACGUGGGCCGAGGCCGCCCGCCUGGUGCUGGAAAAUUACUCUGAUGCUCCCAUGACCCCAAAGCAGAUUCUACAGGUCAUCGAGGCUGAAGGACUAAAGGAAAUGAGCGGCACCUCUCCCCUGGCCUGCCUCAACGCCAUGCUCCAUUCCAACUCCCGGGGAGGUGAUGGGCUCUUCUACAAGCUGCCUGGACGCAUCAGCCUUUUCACCCUCAAGAAGGAUGCCUUGCAGUGGUCUCGGAAUCUGUCUGUGCCGGAAGGAGAGGAGCUGGAGGAUACGGCAGACGCAGAAAGUUGUGAGUCCAAUGAAGCAAGCACUGUGAGUGGUGACAAUGAUGUGUCUCUUGAUGAAACCUCCUCUAAUGCCUCGUGUUCCACUGAGUCUCAGAGCAAGGGACCUGCUACGACCAGGGAGAGCCACCGAACUGCAUCCCAGGCAACCAAGCAAAAGAAAAAGACUGGUGUAAUGCUGCCACGUGUUGUCUUAACACCACUGAAAGUAAACGGGGCACACAUGGAGUCUGCCUCUGGCUUCACGGGGAGGCACGCUGACGGGGAGAGCAGCAGCACAUCCAGCAGCAGCAGCAGCUCUCUGGCCCUCUGCAAAGCCACCUUGCGCAGUAGAACAGAAAUAAACAGGGACCCUCCACAGCUUCUGAGGGGGAUCAGGAAGCCCACUGCUGGGCAAAUGAAACGCAACAGGGGAGAGGACAUUGACUUUGAAACACCUGGCUCCAUUCUUGUCAACACAAACCUGCGAGCUCUGAUAAACUCCAGAACCUUCAAUGCUCUCCCAUCACACUUCCAGCAGCAGCUUCUCUACCUCCUUCCAGAAGUUGACAGACAGGUUGGGGCUGACGGGCUGAUGCGGCUCAGCGGCAGCGCACUCAAUAACGAGUUCUUCACCCACGCGGCGCAGAGCUGGAGGGAGCGCCUGGCUGAUGGUGAAUUCACCCAUGAAAUGCAAGUUCGAAUUCGGCAGGAAAUGGAAAAGGAAAAGAGAGUGGAGCAAUGGAAAGAGAAGUUCUUUGAGGACUACUAUGGACAAAAGCUGGGCUUGACGCAGGAGGAAUCCCAGGAGCAGAGCCUGGUGCAGGAGGAUGCUGAGAACAGGACAGGGCUCUCUGCUAAGGGGGAGGCGCGGCUGCCGCGCGGGCCUUCGACGCGGCAGAGGGACGGGCACUUCAGGAAGCGCUCCCGGGCUGACCUCCGGUGCCGGGCCAGGAGGAGCCUCUACAAACUGCGGGAGCCGGAGCAAGUGGAGGCUUCCAAAGAGGCUGUGGGACAGGAACCCUCAGCCCAGAAAGAGACAAAGCCUGAGGCAGACCCGCAGAAAGCCGAGCCGAGCCCUUCGCCUGCGGCGCUGAAGGCAGAGAGCUCCCCUCUGCCCCUCUCUCCAGAGCCUUCCAAGGUGCACAGUAAAUCGGAAGAUCCAUCGUUGGCAGCUGCAAACAGGAUUCCCAGCUUGCCCCAGGAGAACUCUGCUCGGGAGCCCAAGGACCAGAAGAGGAAAUGCUUUGAGGAGGCUGCCUCCGCGUCCUUCCCCGAAAAGAAGCCCCGGCUUGAAGAUCGUCAGUCCUUUCGUAACACAAUUGAAAGUGUUCACCCAGAAAAGCCACAGCCUACUAAAGAGGAGCCAAAGGUCCCACCCAUCCGGAUUCAACUUUCACGUAUUAAACCACCCUGGGUGGUUAAAGGUCAGCCCACUUACCAGAUAUGCCCCCGGAUCAUCCCCAGCACGGAGCCCCCCAGCCGCGGCAGGGCCGGGGCCCGGACGCUCGCUGACAUUAAAGCCCGGGCCCUGCACGCCCGAGCCCAGCGCGAAGCCGCUGCCGCCAUCGGGGGUGGAGGGGGCCCCGGUGGGGGGAGAGGCCCCGAUGAAGGAGGAGGAGGAGGAGGAGGAGAAGCCGGCGGCCGCGCCGGGCACAGGAGGUCAAAGAGAACUCAUGGAAAGCGUUCGGCAGAUCUACAGCGAGCACAACUACUGCCGCCUGCCCGCGUGAGCCGGGGCAAGGCUGAGCCUGGUGGGGCUGCUCGGGAGGCUGCUGCCCGUGCCCUCCUCGCGUCGAGACAAGACUCCUUCUCCUCGAAGAGCGAGGGCAGUGGUGCCGGUGCUCGCUCAGGGGACGGCUCACCCCAGGGGCAGUUCUAUGGUGCUUUGCCUGGGUCAUCCUUGAAGGAGGAGAGCCCUGAGCAGCCCCUCUGUGACCCACGGACCGAAACCCCAUCCUGUGUUGCGUCACAGGAGGGGCAAAGAGCAACGCUGAAAAGCGUGGCUCCUGCAGUGAACGGUGUGUCGUGCUCUCGGGUGCAGGGAGCUGUGAUCAGCCCUACAGGCGACGGGGCUGGGUCAGGACUCGGGGGUGCUGCUGCCCCUGCCUUGCAGCUGGGUUAUCAUGCUGACGUAAAGGAAAAUUCCCCCGGUUGUCCUGCUCGCCUGCCAGCACCGUCCUCGGGCGGCAGCGAGCGCCACGAGCCAGGCAUGGUCUCCAGGUUCAGAUUGAAUGGCUCUGAAACGUUUGUGGGAAAGUGUGUCAGUGAUAGAGCUAGCUCCAAAGCAGGGACUGCUGGAGCGGAGGGGGCCAGCCCUGCGCCGGGGGACUUGGCACAUCUGCAGGCAGAGGAAGGCAGCGAUGGCAAACUGAGCAGUGGAGAGCAGAAUGCAGAGCCCAUGGGGAGAGCCUCUGUACACGGAGACUUUGUUUCUCAGAACAGGAUAGACUCCUCUGAAACACCUGAGCAGCCGAGGGAGAGGAGCCCCCCAGCAGGACCAGAAAACGCACUUCAGCCAUUGAGGGAGACCCAGGAGCUCAAGAGAAGUGGAGAUGAGGAAGUGCAGAGUACACACAGUGAAACGACAGACACUGCUUCAGACUUUGAAGGUGACGUAGCUGGUGAGAGCGAGGAGAUGGAUGGAUGCUUCAGAAGCACCCGCUGCAGGGAGGUAGCUGGGGAAGACUCCUCCUGCCAUGGCAGCACUGGGAUAUGUAAUGGGGUCAGAUCAAAAUCAGGGGCAGACAACCCGGGCUGGGUCGGGGACCUCCCUGCAGUGACAGUGAUGGGCACUGGAUCUCCAUCCCCGAGACAGGGACCACACACCCCACUGCCUCAGAAAGCAGCUUCUGCUCGGCCCAUGUCCACUGCUGAAACCAGCAACCCUUUGGUGACGCAGCUGCUAAAGGGGAGCCUUCCUUUGGAGGAGGUUCUCCCAGGAUCUCACACCAGUGUCAAGCUGGAAGCUGCGCAGCCACCCCUGGACAAGCCAUCAGAGACCCUCUCCCUGGAGGUGGAGAGAGGAGGCAGUUGCUGUUUUGGAGCAGAAUCUCCACAUACAGGAAUAAAGACGAGUGCCCUGAGCAGGAGCGAUGACUUCCACUCAAUGAGAUCUUCCACAGAUCCCCAGGAGAGCAAGUGUGGAUCAGGGGCACCAUUGCCUGCAAUAGAGGAUGUGGAAGUUCGGUCUGUUCCAGAGAAACAUUCCAAAGCUGGCUCAGCUUUAAGCUGCCAGGAGCAGCUGGCAACUGUGGGAAGUGCCUCUCCGAAGCCUGAAGAUCCGGGCCCUCAGGAAAGAACCUUUUCUUCCUGUAGCUUUGAGGAGCAAAAGGAGUUGCCCAAGGUCCACCGGGUGGCCCAGCACAACCCCUUAGCGAGCAUCACCACAAAUACAAGCGCGGAGGGGUUGAACACCUCCACCGAAGCUCGGUUUUUGUCUCCAGCUGUAACUUCUCUUGGUCCAAAUCAGACAGGAGGUGCCUCGGCCAGCACAAACUAUGCUGGAGUUCAAGGCAAAAAGCUCUUUGGUCCUGGUUUCCCUUGCAACGCCAGUGUUAGACUGCACCACCCCAGGGCUUUGGACCAAGCUCCAGCCAUAGGAACCUUGUCCCCCAGCAAACAGACUCCGGACAAGAGCUGUGCCCCAGGGGAGGGAAUGCCGGCUGCAAGGGAGGAGUGGGCUCCAAAGCAGCACCCCAGCACCCUGGGGGGAAGGAGGAAUGAGAACGUGGUGGGAGGCAGCCCAGGCAAGGGGAACGCAGAGAACCAGAAGGGGCUGAGUGAGCCCUUGCCGAGCGUCCCGCUGGGAGCGGACUUGCCGUUCUUGAGGUGUUCAAGGGAAGCAGCAAAAGGCCACGGUCACCCUUUGGAGCCUUCUUCCAUCCCCUCGCAGCUCAAUAUCAAACAAGCAUUUUAUGGGAAGCUUUCGAAGCUGCAGCUCAAUUCCACCAGCUUUAAUUAUUCAUCCAGCGCUCCCGCUUUUCCCAGGAGCCUGGCUGGAAGCGUGAUGCAGCUGAGCCACAAAGCGAACUUUGCUGCGAGCCGGAGCUCGGCCCUGUCUGUGCAGAUGUUUGCUGACAGCAGCAGCGUUGACGAGAUCUCCUUCAAGUGCUCCUGCAGCCUGAAAGCCAUGAUCAUGUGCAAGGGCUGCGGCGCCUUCUGUCACGACGACUGUAUAGGACCCUCCAAGCUGUGUGUAUUGUGCCUUGUGGUGAGAUAAUGAAUUAUGGCCAUGGGACAGGUUGUAUAUUCAGUGUGUGUAUUUUGAUAACGGCUGAUGCUAAAGCCUGUACACAAAGUACUAUUCUGUUUAUAGUAGAAAUGCUACUACACUUUGUUGCAGUGAGGAACGUUGACUUGCCUUCCCACGAAGAUCUCCAGUGCAGAACCCUUUGGCUCAUGGUUACACUCCGGUCGCGGUGGGCUGCGUCCCAUCGGAUCCAUCCUCCUGCUUCCUGCUGUCAUGGAGAUGCCGACGGUGUCCUGGUGCCCAUGCUGAGGCGAACACCCAAGGGAGAGGCAGUUUGUGGCAACCCGUGAGCCCUCCAUUGAGGAACUCGUUGCAUCCAAAGGAACUGGAACAGGAUGUUUCUGUUUCAGGGCUGUGCUAGGUGAGGCCCUGCAGUCUUCUGCUGUCCCCUUCUGCUGUCUCCAUUCUCAGUGUGCUGGGAGGCACUGCUGGGCCCUUGGUGCAAGCGGAGCUGCUCUGCAGGGACAGUCCUCAGUGGUCUUUAGGUGCUACAGCAGAGCGUGGUGCCCACCAAAGGAUGCUGCAGGCGGCUGCACAGUAACCAAGCACUGCACGGAGCCCAUGGAGGGUGCAAGAAGAGGGGGGAAAAGAAAGAAGUAAAAGCAUCAGGUGCCAACCAAACACCUCUGCUCUGCGGGGCUGAACUCCUGUCCUGGUGCUGUGCCCGUGCCCUGAACUGGUGUGAAGCCGUGGAGGUUCCCAGCAGCUGGGUCCUGCGUUGAGGCCCUGAACGUGUGAGCCCUUGCAGGCGCCCCCGUGAUCCGUGUGAGCUCCAUCAGCAUGGAAAGCAGUGGGGUUUCCUUGGUUUUGGUUUUUUUUAUAUAUUUUCAUUCUUGGAUGUAUAAAGUGAAUUCUUUGGCUCCUGUAAGUACCCUCUAUGCAUCUGUUUGAUCAUGUAUUUAUAUGUUGUACACAGUACUGGGCAACUCUGUAAAUGGUUGUAAUGUACAUAGAACAUAAAGGGUUCUUUUUGUUUUCCUUGGAUUUCCAGGCUCUCGGCAGUAUUGCAUUAAAGUGGUGUUAGUUAUUAACCUGC